Messenger RNA from Paramecium octaurelia, 3755 nucleotides. The record is from the annotation of a GenBank genome assembly. Lineage: Eukaryota; Ciliophora; Oligohymenophorea; Peniculida; Parameciidae.
AUGAACAAUUUACUUAAACGAUUCGAACCAUCCUUAACAGAUGUGAUCAAGUAAUAUAAGGGAAUAUGAAAUAGGUAUCUCCAAGAACAUUAAGACAUGAUCUUAAUUGAACGCAACCCGUAUUAGGCAGAUAGAUUGAUGAUGAUGUUGGAUAACGAGAAACUGGAUGCUUUGGACAAGGAGUUUCAUGAACAUCCGAAUGGUAUUGAGUUACCAAAUUUCAUAUGGUUAAUGAAAUGUGCAAUCUCGCAUGCUCCUGAGGAUAAAUAUGAAUUAGUUAAUGGAUUGAUAAAGUUGUUUCAGGAUAUAGAUAUAAAUGGGGAUGGCCAUAUGGAAUGGGCUGAGUUCACUUAAUAUAUCAUUGAUGCAGUUAUUGGUUCGAAGGAUGCUUAACUUUACGAUACCAGAUUCGAGAAGGAGAGGGAACUGACAGAAAUUGAAGUACUUGACAGGGCCUAUUCAAGAAAAUCUAAACGCUACAUCCCUAUGGCAUAAGUAGAUGAUUCUAAUCACAAGAACCCAAUCAAGAACGUAAAUCUAAUUAUCAAAAUCUUAGAUUGCCUACUGCGCAUAAUUAGAUAGUGUUAUUUGCUUGGAAUAAAACUCGUAACAUUUGAGAUUCUACACUCCUGAGUGUCAGGAUAAGAAGUUUACCUUGGCACCUGAAUCCGAAUAAGGGAAAAUAUUCAUCUUACACUUCCAUACUGUUGAUAACUACAUUGCAGCAGUUACAAGUGAUAGACAAUUGAUAUUUUGGGAUGCAACAACAUUUAAAGUCAUUAAAUAAUUCAAGUAAGAAGUGUUAUAGACUGGCAUCUGGUACUUCCCUUAUCAUGAAUUAUGGGUAACAGCUGGAUCUGAUUACAAUAUUAGAGGAUGGAGUAUACCUUGGAAUGAAAAGGAUUCUAAAGGAUAAGUAAUUAAAUUCUUGAAUGCUCAUACAAAACAAAUAACAGAUAUUGUUGAAUUGAUUAGUCCUAAACUACUGGCAUCAGCAAGUUAAGAUGGUAAAAUUAAGUUGUGGGAUAUGCAGGAUUAGAAAUUUAUAACAGAAUUGAAAACACCAGCUCCGUCAAAAAGAGGGGUUAAAGGAUUAAGUUACAAUCAAGAUUAUGGAUCAAAUCUAAUUAGUUAUGGAUUUGAAACUUAUAUCAAUGUUUAUUGUCCAGAAGUGUCAAUAACUAGAGCAUAUAUUGGAAGAUUGGAGGGACAUUCUUCAUUAGUGGUGACUUGCAAAUUCAUUCCCCAAUCUCCUAAUUGUGUUAGCAUCGAUGAUCAUACAAAUAUUAGAAUAUGGGAUAUUAGAUAGAUGAGUAGUGUGUAAGUGAUACCAAAUGAUUAAUAAUCCUUAGUAACUGAUUUGUGUAUAAUAACAAGGACUGAUAGAUUUGUUUAUUCAGGAAAGAGAUUGAAUUAUUUCUACAAUGCUGCUUAAAUGAGUAGUAAUUAGAAAUAGAAAGGACCUAAUGAGGAAGUGUAUCCAAUAAAUGUUGAAUUCAAUAUGUAUUUCAAUUAAUUCAUUGUUCUAACUAAAUUUGAUUUGAGAAUAUAUGAUGCAAUGGGUGGUAAACUGAAGAAAGUGAUGAAUGAAGUAUUUGAUGACAAAAUACAAUUGGAUUUAUCAACAUUUUGCUUAGGAGGAAGGCAGAGAAAACUGUUCAUAGCUGACAAUGCUGGAUUGAUCAGAUAAUAUAACAUGAAAACAGGAGAGUUUCUUAAAAAAGUUAAUAUGCAUAAUGAAAUUGAGAAUUCGGAGUUUGCUAAUAAAUUGGCUAAUAUCAAAAAAAGAGACACAUUGGAUAUCAGUUCAAUCAUAUUCUUGCAAGAAGAGAAACUGUUGAUAUCUGCAAGUCAAGAUUCCACUAUUAGAAUAUAUGAUGAAACUGAUCCUGAAGAAUCAAUCCUACUAAAGGUAUUUUGUGGUGGACAUUAAAAUUCUGAAAUCCUAUCUAUGGCAUUCAGUCCUAAUUUCACAAUGCUAGCUACUGGAAGUGCAAAUGGUUUGAUUUCUCUAUGGGAUUUUGAAACAAGUAAAUUAUGUGGAGUCCUUAAUACUCCAUAACCAUUGGCAGAGGUUACUGCUCUAGAAUUUGCAGAUCCAUAUCCUGUCUUAGUGAGUUUGUAAGGAAUACUCAUAAGCAUCUGGAAUAUUAAAACUAAUAAAUGUCUGUUAAGAAUCCAUACCAAUCCCUAGCAUCCCAUGUUAUCUGUAGCCAUCUUCUCAGACAUAUCAAGUGGACCUUCAAGAUAGGAAUUGUUACCUGAAUUUUCAGGUCCUUUGGUCGAUAAAACUGCUCAGGAUAAAAAAUCCAAGUUAAAUUUAUAAGAAGAACAAGAGGGGUUAAUGAAGGACAUUUAACAAUAUGAUACUGAAUAACAUCAAAAUAAAAGGAGGGCCUUACUCUACAUGGGAGAUUAGAAGGGAUAUAUGCAUAUUCUAUCACUAACAGAGUUUUUAUAGAGAAAAGGAAUUACUGAGAUGGAAAAAUUAAAGAAGGGUCAUUCUUAUUAAUUAAAGAGGAAAGACUUGAUAGAUGUAUCCAAGAGUAUUGAAACAUUCUUAGUAUAAGAGGAGAAACAAUCGAACCCUGUUCUUACUUGCAAUAUCUCUGCUUUGCUUAUUAGAUAAUGGGUGGCUCAUAGUUCUGCCAUUGUCAAAAUCAAUAAAGUUCGAGAGUUAGUCUCAUUCAUCAGUUCAUCGAUGGAUAAACACUUUAAGAUAUGGUCGAUGAAAGGAGAUUUAUGGUCUGAUAUAAGUUUGGCUAAAUAUGAUGGAUCCAAUUAUUGGAAGUUCCCUUUUGAUUGGGUAGGCUAAAAAUUAAAGGACAUUGAAUUGGUAUUUGAUGCUCUAAAAUUGAUUGAAAAAGAGAACCUAUCUCCAUACGAAAAGGAAAGAGUGAAGGUCAGAUUUCUGGUUAAUAAGUAUUUUAAUGAAGCAACACUGGAAGAAAUGCAAAGAAAUUAUGCUUAACCUGAAUAGGUGAUAGUUCAGAGGGAGAAAAAGUAAAUAUCUAUUAAUAAAAGUUAGACGUCUCAUUUAAUCAUAGUCUUAGCCAAUGAACAUAGCUUUGAAAUCGAUUGCUGAACCAUACAAAGAAUUGACACAAAAAAUGAAGGAUGAUCAAUUGAAAAAGAAGAAACUAGAAUUACCUGAAGUAUAGGAAGAACCCAAAAGACCUCAAUCCUAACAUGGGCUAGUUUAGAGAUUGAUCCUUGCAUUCAAUGACAACAAAGACAUAGCCAAAGAGGAUGGAAUUGAUUCCAAAAAGAAACAAAUUAAUAAAAAUGCUCAUUAAAAGCGUAUCUAAGAAUUACCACAAAUGAAACCCUCUACUAGUCAUUCAACAUUCUUAUAAAAAUAUCAAAGAAAUUAUAGAUUCAUUUAAACUCAAGUUUAGACUAGACCACAUACCGAAUCUAAGAAAUAUAAAUUUGUUCAUGAUAUCAAAUACUAAUUUGGAGAAUCUCAAAGAGCCAUGAAGAUCAAAUAUUAUCAAAACUCUCUUAAAUUUUAAUCUAUAAGUCCAUAAAUGUUAUGUGAUGACAAUGAAAUUCUAUAGAUGAAAUGCAAAUUCUACAAAAAAUAAAAUGAAGAUCUCAUCGAAUCAGAAUCAUCUGAUAAAUCUUAUGAAGAAGAUGAUCUUGGACAUCCAAAAUAACAUAAACAAAUUAUUGCUAGUCAUAAUUUCUUAAACAAUGCUCAAAAGAACGAUCACAAAGUAUUAAAUACAAAAAAAAAGAUUUUUGUUGUCUGA